UCCUCCCCCGGGAAAGCGAAAGCGCAACGGCGGGCGGAAGCCGAACCGUGCCGAGCCGAGCCGUGCCGCGCCGCACCGGGGGCGCACCGGGGGCGCACCGGGGCCACCAUGGCAUCAUCCAUCGGCAACUUCUUCCGACGGAGCCUGCGGCGAUCGGGCCGCAGAGAAGGAAAACAGGAGGCUUCUGCUGCAGAAAGCAACUCCUCGCGAGCGCUGCAAGGGAAGGCAGGAGACCGGAGCUCUGUCCUCUACUCUGCCGGACAGUUUUUCUUUGAGUACCUGGUGGUGGUGUCGCUGAAGAAGACUUCAGAUGGACGUUAUGAACCCAAGAUAGCAUACCAGUUCCCAAAGCGCGAGAACCUCCUGAGGGGCCAGAAGGAGGAGGAGGAGCGCCUCCUGCAAGCCAUUCCCCUCUUCUGCUUCCCCGAUGGCAACAACUGGGCGCCUGUCACCGACUUCACCAGUGAAACCUUUUCCUUUGUCCUGACGAACGUGGACGGCAGCAGGAAGAUCGGCUACUGCAGGCGGCUGCUGCCCUCCGGCCGUGGCGUCCGCCUCCCUGAGGUCUUCUGCAUCAUCAGCUGCCUGGGCUGCUUUGGGCUCUUCUCCAAGAUCCUGGACGAGGUGGAGAAGAGGCGCCAGAUCUCCAUGGCGGUGAUUUACCCCUUCAUGCAGGGCCUCCGGGAAUCGCCCUUCCCGGCUCCAGGGAAGACGGUCACCAUCAAAAGCUUCAUCCCCGAGUCGGGCACAGAGCUCAUCGAGCUCACGCGGCCCGUGGACGCCCACCUGGAGCACGUGGAGUUCCAGGCGCUGCUCCAGCGGCUCAGCCCCAACCUCAUCCUGCACAUCUUCGCCUCCGCCGUGUUGGAGCGGCGGCUCAUCUUCCUGGCCGAGGAGCUGAGCGUCCUCUCGCAGUGCAUCCACGCAGUGGCUGCUCUCCUCUACCCCUUCACGUGGGCUCACACCUACAUCCCCGUGGUCCCCGAGUGCCUGCUCGACACCGUCUGCUGCCCCACGCCCUUCAUGGUCGGCAUCCAGAUGCGGCACCUGGAGCGGGUCCUGGAUCAGCCCAUGGAGGAGGCUCUGAUAGUUGACCUGUGCGAAGGGAAGAUCAUCCGGGCGGUCGGGGAUGAGGAGGAGAUCUUGCCCAUCAAGCUGCAGAACGAGAUGCUGACGUCUCUGAACAGGCACAACAACAACAACAACGUGCACACACCCGAGCAGCUGAACACGCUCGUCUCCGAGGCCUUUGUGCAGUUCUUCGUCCGAAUAGUUGGACACUACGCCUCGCACAUCAAGUGGAGUAAAAACGGCCCAGGCACCUUCCAGGAGCGAGCCUUCUGCAAAGCCAUCGCCUCCAAGACCAACCGCAAGUUUGUGAAGAAGUUUGUGAAGACGAACAUGUUCUCCCUAUUUAUUGAGGAUGCAGAGAAGAACAGGAUCCCGCAGGAAGUGUAUUUCCAGCAGAAGAUAACAGAAUACCAUGAACAGAAGAAGCACCGGAGGGACUCCUGAAGUACAGCCGGGAGCACCGGAGCUGGAACUGAGCAGGUCUCUGCCAGCAGCGCUGCGCUGCGCCGGCUUGAGCUGUGCCCCGUCCAAGGGCAGAGCACGCUGGACUCUGCUGGAUCUGCCCGCCCGUUCCUGCCUGUGACUCACGAGAAGCACCAAACACCAGUUUCAACCCUUUCCUUUCUCCCUCAGGGCACCAUUGCACUGGAAAACUUUUGCACAGAGCUAGCACGCAGGCCGUGGUUUCUUUUCCAGCCUUGCUAGCGACAGGGACAAACCACACCUCAGUGCCCAGCUCUGCACCGAGCCUUUGGCCACAUCAGGACUUCACGUGGAGAUGGAGGGAAGUCAGGGAGCAGGUGCCUGCUGGCUGCAGGACAACAAGGGCUGUAGAGUAAUUGUUAAAGAAAAAAGAAAAAAGGAUGAGUAGGAAAUGCUGUUAUUUCUAAUUAAAACAAACCUAGGUUUUGCAAAUAAGCAACAUCCUAUGAAAUAUGUUUCCGAGGAUUCUAGUAUUAGCAGUUGUUUCACUUUGUUUUCUGUCGAGAUACGCUCAUUGUCCAACACCAGCAGGAGCAGUCUCGGUGGGUUUUAGCAGUUUCCUCUGUAGUAGCUCUCUUCUUUGUUGGUACUACUUGGAGAAACAAUCCCAGUUUAGCUCUUUGAAGAAACGAAAAUACUCUUUCCCAACAGGUUAUUUAUUCGCACUGUAAGCAAACUGCGAAGGCCACCGGGCUAUGUUUUGUCGUCGUGGAGGGAAACAGCAGAUCAACAGCUUCGGGCAGGGAGGAAGUAAUAGUUAAAUCAAGUAGUAAAACAUCAACAUUCUACUUGUUCCUGGUUUUGAUGCCAACUUCUUUUAAAACCUCACUGUUUUUUUUUCAGUGCUGUUUCUGAAAUGUGAUGCCUGUAGCAGAUAAAGCUAAAUUGCAGUUCUCCCUCCCUCCUUUUCUAACACAUUCACCCAGGGAACAAGCACUGCAGCACAGAAAGCAGGGGCUGGCUGCAGAUGCACCUGGUUCCUUCCCGGACAUGGAAGGAACCUUCCCUUGGAGGAGAAGUGGAUGAACAGGGAAGGAAACUUGCUUCUCCCCAGCAAGAGCUGUGGUAAAAAGCAGAGCUUCAUCCUCCUCUGUGGGACUGUAGAGCCAAGCUGCCGUAUCGCUCAGCAGCUGCCGGUCAUAUGUACCACACAUAGAUGGUUAUCAAAACUAUCGUUUAAUACAGCUUUUGUAGUGGCAUUGAGUUGCCACCGAAUGCCACAGCGAGAGAUUUUAUAUGAACACGAAAAAAUAAGCAGGCUGUCUGCCAGACAGCUUUCACUUUCAGAGCCGUUGAACGCCUGACUAACAAAAACAAGAGACGCAAAGGGCAAUUAUUUUAGAACUAUUUGUGUAGUCAUGCACAAAUAUAAGCAACAGAAAAACACUUGGACAGAGGAUAAAAACUGAACAGCAACAAAACACUCCAUCCACGCUGAAAGAAAUUCAGUGAUGUUUUGAUCAACUCCCAUGUGUGUUUGAGGGAGAGAACCAACAACAAUUUGUCAGAAAAAAAAAAAAAAAAAAAAAAAAAGUGGGUUUGGCACUGUAAGUAUCUUCUUUGACUCCACAAGUUCACUCUCAUGGGUAGAGAGAAAGUUACAAGCAGUCAACAGGAAGUUAAAGGUUAGCGAUCUUCUUCUGUGCUUUUUUUCAAUUGAGUCUGCCAGCAGAAAAGGGAAACGGAGGGGUGGGGAAAUCAAGGGCACUAAUCAAGAAUUGUCCCUUUGGUAAAGACCACUUGCCUCCCUCUUUUCCUUCUUGCUCACUACUACUUUGAGAAGAUGCUGACCUCUUUUGGUUGCGAAGUGUAACACAACAUCUCACUGAGAAAAAUGGGAAGCGGUCCUUGCUUUGGCAAUGGGUCUUCGAAAGAGUUAGAAGUCACGUAAGAGACUCGAAGACUUGCUUCUGCCUAAGAAAAAUGUAAUAGAAAGUGCUUCCUUAGGUGCUGAAAAGAAAAUGGAGAUAUGCAGAAACUGAUCCCUAAAUUAAAAAAGAUGUCAUUCAAAUGUAGCCAAUGCUGCAGACAUCAGCAUGGGUUAACUACAGCAGGUUAGAAGGGUUUGUGCUCUCUUGUGUGCUUGCCAGAGAACAAUAUGAAAUGCAGUCUUAAGCUACUUAAGGGACUUUUCCUUUCGAUUUUGUUAUGGAGAAAGGGACUUAGAUCCAUUUCCAGUGACCAGCUCAGAAAAGCAUUGUUUGGGAAGCAUCCAAGUCCUUAGUUCAGCCUCUCACUUGGCUACAGAGAAGCCAAAAGGGGAGAGCAGGGAUGGGUACAGAGCAACCAGGCAGCUUUCUGGCACUAACUUCUCUGCCCACCAUCCAGCAGCAGCUCCAGAGCUACAGGCAGCUGAGGAUGCUGGAGCAGGCUCCAGCCUGCUGAAGAGGCAGUCCCCACGUGCUGUAAGAUGAGCUGUCGGGGAAGAAGACUGGUGUGGCCGAACAGGGAACUUUUGCUGAGUCUCCAGGAGAAAAAAAAGAGAGUUUAUGUCCAGUGGUAGAAGGGACAGGCAAGUUCAGGAGAGAACAAGGAAGUUGCCAGCAUAUGCAGAGAAAAAAACAGGAAAGCUAAAGCCCAGCAUGAGCUCAACCUGGCCACUACGGUAAAAGAAAACAAAAAAAAAAUGUUUUUACAAAUCUAUUAACAGUAAGAGGAGGGGCAAGGAGAAUCUCCAUCCUUUACUGGAUGUGGUGGUGAACAUGACUACUGAGGAUAGGGAAAAGGCUGAGGCUCUUAAUGCCUUCUUUAUAUCUGUCUUUGAUAGUCAGACCAGUUAUCCUUGGGGUACUCAGCCUCCCAACCUGGAAGUCUGGGAUGGGGAGCAGAAGAAGCCCCCCACAGUUGAGGUGGAAGCAGUUAGAGACCUGCUGCUCCACCUGGACUGUCACAAGUCUAUGGGGCCAGAGGGAAUCCACCCGAGGGUGCUGAGGGAGCUGGCGGAUGUGAUUGCUGGGCACCUUUCCAUCAUCUAUCAGCGGUCAUAGUCAUCUGGAGAGGUCCCAGAUGACUGGAGACUUGCUAAUGUGGCACCCAUCUGUAAGAAGAGUCACAAGGAGGAUCUGGGUAACUACAGGCCUGUCAGGUCAGCCUGACCUCGGCGCCAGGAAAGGUGAUGGAACAGGUCAUCUUAAAUGCAACCAUACAGCAUCUGCAGGACAACCGGGGGGUCAGGCCCAGUCAGCAUGGGUUCAUGAAAGGCAAGUCCUGCCUGACCAACCUCAUCUCUUUCUGUGACUGGGUGGCCUGCUUGGUGGAUGAAGGAAAGGCUGUUGACAUUGUCUACCUAGCCUUCAGCAAGGCCUUUGACACGGUCUCCCACGGUAUUCUCCUGGAGAAGCUGGCGGCCCAUGGCUUGGACAGGUACACUGUUUGCUGGGUUAAAAACUGACGGCUGAGGGAGCUGGGGUUGUUUAGUCUGGAGAAGAGGAGGCCCAGGGGAGACCUUACUGCUCUCUGCAACUACCAGAAAGGAAGGUGUGGGGAGCUGGGGGUCGGCCUCUUCUCACAGAUAACCGGAGAUAGGACUAGAGGAAAUGGCAUCAAGUUGCAACAGGGGAAGUUCAGGUUGGAAAUGAGGAGACAUUUCUUCUCAGAAAGAGUGGUCAGGCAUUGGUACGGGUUGCCCAGGGAGGUGGUGGAGUCACCGUCCCUGGGGGUGUUCAAGGAAAGGUUGGGCCUGGCACUUAGGGACAUAGUUUAGUGGGUGAUAGUGGUGGUAGGGGGACAGUUGGACCAAGUGAUCUUGGAGGACUUUUCCAACCUUAAUGAUUCAGUGUUUCUAUGAAAGAGGAAGAAAAUGGCCCAGGGCCACAGUCUUCGCCCAGACCUCCAAAUCCUCCCACUGUUACCCUCCAUUCUUCCGGUAUCUCCUCCCUUCCAUUAUGCUGUAAGUCUUCCUGACAGCUCUGCCCUCAUUCCCUAUGCCUUCAUGACUGAUGAUGUUCCUGAUCAGCAACUUUUAAGGGCUGCUCGUUUUGUGUUGGCCCAACAUUGAAAAGCAGCUUGAUAAUACCAAGUUUGCUUAUUCACCUGGCCAGCACAAUGUGGCAAGAUCUCUAACACCCUUCCAUUUAAUGCCAGAAGGGUGGACAGACUGCAUAAUGCAAGAAGCAUGCACGUCCCUAGGGUGAAUCAAGAUCAGUGAAGAAAAAAGACACCAUGCUGAAAACCAGGGCAGGUACUGAAGAAAAUACCCUAUUUAUUUCUUUGAACUCAGUCUGCCUCUCAAACCAGCUGCUUGUAGGUGGAGGCACAGCAUUUGCUGCUAGAGACAGAAUCACAGAAUCACAGAAUGUUAGGGAUUGGAAGGGACCUUGAAAGAUCACCUAGUCCCAUCCCCCCUGACUGAUUGAGGGAACUGGGCCUCCCACCAUGGGUUCUCCUUGGGUGGGUGCUGCUCUGUGACACCUCUGCUUGGGUGGUGGAGAAAGCCUCCAUUUUUCUGGAUGGCCAGAAGCAUUCCCUUGCCAAAUCAACAAGGCUAAGGAGGUAACCAAGGCAUUGUUAUAAGAAAUAAUACCGAGAUUUGGGUUCCUGUGGUAAUUUUAUCAGAUCGUUUCAUCACUUUGUUGCUUUGUAAUUACAGCUUUAAUUACCAUGUCUGAUGCAACUUUUGAUGCUAACAUACUUGUCUCACUUGUGAAGAACGUUGUAUCUAGGGAAAUAGAGACCAACAUUCAGAAAAUUUGGGAACAUACCAAAGUUCUCCAUCAAGUAUCUCAGGAUGGAGCUACUUAGGGACUCCAAUAGUCGUGGCAUAAAUUAACCUCAUGGUUGCCCAAUGUCACCUGGCUAAAACAAUUAUUUGUAUUAUUCUGUUGCUAAAGUGUUUUAUAUUUUGUAGUAAGAAUGUCCUAACCGACUAUGAAUCCCGGAAAAAGCAUCAACUUCGUCAGAAGAUAGAAUCAGGAAAAUACUUUAGAAAGUCCUUAGAAAAAGAAAGUAUUUUGUAGAAACAAGUAAAAGAAUUUACUAACGGUUUAGAAAAUGGGGGAUUGAAGUAAGGAAUAGAUGCUAAAGGGUUAACCGUAGAACUCUAGCAGGUCUGGAGAGGCCACCCCAUGCUGAUUUUGCAAGUUUUAGCUAACACAGAUGUAUAUUGUAAACUAAUCACAAGGGCAGGACUGAGACAGGAUAGCUCUGGAAGAUAAGGGAUUUCUAUAGCCCAGGCCAUUGUGAACACUAGUUAUCAAGAAAAGAAAAGCGAUAAAACGGGAAGAUAGCACAUUCCCUGUUAAGCAAGAACGGGUUCAGACGACUUUUACGACUGAAGUGAAAAGUCCAUGGUGAGGAAGACAUACAGCCUUCAUCCCGAACACCCCGGCCCACGACCACAAGGUGGCACUGAGUGUGCGCAAUUGGGAGGAUUUAAAGGCGGAGACAAUGGAAAUGAUUUCUCGGAACUCAUUGUAAUAAAACCGCCCUUUCGGGGAGAGGUUAUGAAUAUGUAUAGGCGUUCCCUUACCGGUGUAACUCCUGCUGUAUAAAUACAGGAUGAACUACUGUGGCGGGUGCGCACGAUUGUGGUGGUGCGACCCUCCGUGCUGCCCAGCGCUGAAUAAACACACCUACUUUACAACUUU
Cygnus olor (mute swan) is the source of this 7139-nucleotide messenger RNA. RefSeq names its product DENN domain containing 2D (gene DENND2D). NCBI's taxonomy places the organism in Eukaryota, Metazoa, Chordata, Aves, Anseriformes, Anatidae. Gene Ontology annotation, cellular component: cytosol; nucleoplasm. The transcript is spliced from 12 exons. The coding region runs from base 109 to 1515 and encodes 468 amino acids. The record is from RefSeq and is a predicted model, not a curated record.